Molecule: messenger RNA, 1968 nt
Organism: Wickerhamiella sorbophila
Lineage: Eukaryota; Fungi; Ascomycota; Dipodascomycetes; Dipodascales; Trichomonascaceae
Product: Beta-glucan synthesis-associated protein KRE6
Exons: 1
Coding region: 1-1968 (655 amino acids)
Biological process (GO): fungal-type cell wall organization; (1->6)-beta-D-glucan biosynthetic process
Cellular component (GO): endoplasmic reticulum membrane; plasma membrane
Molecular function (GO): glucosidase activity
Source: RefSeq, a predicted model, not a curated record
AUGAGAAAUCUCACUGGGCCGCCAGUCCCGCCACACCGGCAAAACCGCGAAUACCAAAGCCUUCCUGGUGAGGGCGAUGAUUCCGCACAAAACCCUUUCAACAGCGAAGCCGGCGAAAGUGUGGCCGACUCUUCUUCGUCGCGUUCUAAUGUUAGCGACACCUUGCUGGGCUCCCGUGCACCAUCUGCCAAUACCUCGACUCACCGUCAUGUUAGCGUACCCUAUGCACCUAGCGUCAUGUCCGGCUCCGACUUCGACAGAUACCCGAAUCGCAAAAGCGUGACGCCUGAUGGGAAUCUAGCCCUCCCUGGUCAGUACUCACAAAGCGAGUUUUCCGAGCGCUCCCGCACGAACUCGUUUUCGUCAUAUGACCAGAACCCCGAUAUCAAUCCGUUUUUGAUGAACGCAGACUUUAGUCCUUUCGGUGGCUACCCUGCUUCAGACUUUCCGCUGCACAUGGAUGAAAAGGAAGCCGACGAUUAUUUACACAACCCAGACCCGAUCGCCGAUGCACUCGAAGACCGCAAGUGUCAUCGUCUCGACAGACGUGGAUGGGGUGCUCUGGUUGCAUUUAUUGCGCUUAUUGGCGGCAUCAUCACUGUGUUUGUGGUCUUGCCCAUUCUGGACUUCACCGACACUGGUCGUGCUCCUACAAAACCUGCCAACCACACCACAUCCAGCAUCAACCACCAGCUUUCAGACUACCAGUAUGGUAUUUUAUCAGCCCUUCGUUAUAAAUCUUUGAUUGAUCCCGAUACACCAAGUUCUGCCAAGACCAUCAAGAGUCACAAUGGCACUACCUGGGACCUUGUUUUCAGCGAUGAGUUCAAUGUCGACGGAAGAACAUUUUAUGAGGGUGACGAUCCCAUUUGGACAGCAGUUGAUUUAUGGUAUGGUGCAACCCAAGAUCUCGAAUGGUAUAGUCCCGACGCAGUCACCACAGCAAAUGGUUGCUUGCGUAUUCAGUUUGAUGCGUUCCAGAACCACAAUCUUAACUUCCGGUCUGGAAUGGUUCAGAGCUGGAACAAGCUUUGUUUGACCGAAGCUCAUAUCGAAAUGGCUGUGCGGUUGCCUGGCUCCGGUAAGGUCCAGGGCUUGUGGCCAGGUUUGUGGACCCUGGGCAACCUUGCGCGGGCUGGUUACUUGUCUACUUCAGAUGGUGUUUGGCCGUACUCGUACAAUGAGUGUGACGCAGGUAUCACCCCGAACCAAUCAUCCCCGGAUGGCAUCUCAUACCUGCCUGGCCAGCGCUUGAACAAGUGUGUUUGUCCCGGCGGCGACCACCCGAACGUCGGUGUGGGUCGUGGUGCUCCGGAAAUCGAUAUUCUUGAAGGCACUGUUGGCGCAACAACUGCAGAGCUUCCCAAUGGUGUCGCCUCGCAAUCGGUUCAGUUGGCUCCCAUGGACAUUUGGUACGUCGUCGAUUACUCCUAUGUCGAAAUUUACAAUAACUCAAUUACUGCGAUGAACACUUGGACGGGUGGUCCAUUCCAGCAGGCUGUUUCUGGCACCACUCAAUUGAAUCCAGACUGGUACCAACAGGACGGUGCCAGUAGUUUCCAAACUUUCGGUAUCGAGUAUCAAAACGAUGACGUCGACGGCUAUAUUUCGUGGUUUGUUGGUCCUCAUGCAGUAUAUACACUGUACGCUCCGGCAAUUGGACCCAACGGUAACAUCGGAGCACGCCACAUCUCGAAAGAAGCCAUGUCAAUCGUUAUGAACGUCGGUCUCUCCAACUCUUGGGUGUAUAUCAACUGGUUGGACCUUGUGUUCCCCGCCAUCAUGGAAAUCGACUAUGUGCGCAUCUACCAGCCCCCGGGCCAAACUCAGCUGACCUGCGACCCUGAGGAUUACCCGACUUUGCAGUACAUCAAUGACCACAUCAAUGCGUACUCGAACCCCAACUUGACUUCCUGGGCGCAGGCAGGUUACCGCUUCCCACCCAACAGUCUAAUGGAUGGGUGCUGA